CGGCGGUGGCGCCGGGGGGCGGGGAGGCGACGGCCUCGCUCUGGCCGAAUCCCCGCAGCUCCCGGCAGCGGCGCCAUGGACGAGGCGGUCGGGGACCUAAAGCAGGCCUUACCCUGCGUGGCCGAGUCUCCCGCGGUGCACGUGGAGGUGCUGCAGCGCGGCGGCAGCACUGCGAAAAAAGAAGAUAUAAAGCUAAGUGUACGGAAGCUUCUCAACAGGCAUAACAUUGUAUUUGGAGAUUACACUUGGACUGAGUUCGAUGAUCCUUUUCUGAUCAGAAACGUACAGUCUGUGUCUAUUGUUGACACAGAAUUAAAAGCUAAAGAUGUUCAGCCCAUUGAUUUGAAUGCAUGCACCACUGCACUUCACAUUUUUCAGUUGAAUGAAGAUGGCCCCAUCAGUGAAAACUUGGAGGAAGAGACAGAAAAUAUAAUUGCAGCAAAUCACUGGGUUCUGCCUGCAGCUGAGUUCCAUGGGCUUUGGGACAGCCUAGUGUAUGAUGUGGAAGUCAAAUCACAUCUCCUUGAUUAUGUGAUGACCACCUUACUCUUCUCAGACAAGAAUGUUGACAGCAACAUCAUCAGCUGGAACCGAGUGGUGCUUCUGCAUGGUCCCCCAGGAACUGGAAAGACAUCUCUGUGCAAGGCACUGGCCCAGAAACUGACCAUCCGACUGUCUAGCAGGUACCGGUAUGGCCAAUUAGUUGAAAUAAACAGCCACAGCUUGUUUUCUAAGUGGUUUUCAGAAAGUGGGAAGCUGGUAACUAGGAUGUUCCAGAAGAUCCAAGACUUGAUUGACGAUAAAGAAGCACUGGUGUUUGUGCUGAUCGAUGAGGUAGAAAGUCUCACAGCUGCUCGCAGUGCCUGUAGGGCAGGUGCUGAGCCAUCCGACGCGAUCCGUGUUGUCAAUGCCGUCUUGACCCAGAUUGAUCAGAUUAAGAGGCAUUCCAAUGUGGUGAUUCUGACCACCUCCAACAUCACCGAGAAGAUCGAUGUGGCCUUUGUGGACAGAGCUGACAUCAAACAGUACAUCGGGCCACCCUCUGCGGCAGCCAUCUUCAAAAUCUACCUCUCUUGUUUGGAAGAACUAAUGAAGUGCCAGAUCAUAUACCCCCGCCAGCAGCUACUGACCCUCCGGGAGCUGGAGAUGAUUGGCUUCAUUGAGAACAACGUGUCAAAGCUGAGCCUGCUUUUGAGUGAAAUUUCAAGGAAGAGCCAGGGGCUCAGUGGCCGGGUCCUGAGGAAGCUCCCUUUUCUGGCUCACGCACUGUAUAUCCAGGCACCCACCGUCACCAUUGAGGGGUUCCUUCAGGCCCUGUCUCUGGCAGUGGACAAGCAGUUUGAAGAAAAAAAGAAGCUUUCCACCCACAUUUGACUCUGCAGCCCUCUGGUUUUCUCUGAAGAACCAGAGCGUGUGACGCUCCAGAAGCACUUCUUUCUGCAAGCCACCAAGGCCUGUGGCCGGAGCACAUUGUCACUGGAAGGCCUGUACUUGCGCUGCUUUAAGCGCAUAUUUAGAAGACAAUGGCUUGUCAUUUCUAAUUUUUAAAAGAAUGCAAAUUCUGUGUGCCACUUAAAUAUGUUUAUUCUAUCCUGCCUUUAGCCCACCAGACACAGGUUGUUAACAAGAUCGUUUAAAGCAAGCAACAUAGCUCUCAUAGAAAUGAGAAAGACAGUCCACCUAAGUAAGUGUGUAGUCACAGCACGAAAGGUGGGCAGGUCACGGAGGAAUCUGCUUUCUGAUAUGAGCUGGUUUUAUUCAGUGGGUAAGGAAACUUGUUCCUAUGAUACAACAGUGGAGAAAAGGUCCUGGUGUGCUUUCCCGUAGCAGUCAGAUAGGAUCUUCAGAGAUCAGGCCCUCCGUGGGUGUGUGAAGCGGGGCAGUGUUUGCCAGUUUCUGCUCUUUUUCUGCUCUUUUUUCAAUGUGCCAGGUGUAAAAUGAGCAGGUGCAUUUGAUAGAAUAUCGCAUCCUUUUCUCAUGGUAAAGUAAAUUUUACAUUAAUGCUUUGUACAAAAAGCCCACUUGUAAAGGGAGUGAUGUCUGUGUCAUAAACGUUUUAAAUAUUAAACCUGUUUUUAGAA
This is a messenger RNA of Dipodomys spectabilis (banner-tailed kangaroo rat), 2081 nucleotides long. It is a transcript of the gene Trip13, whose product is annotated as thyroid hormone receptor interactor 13. Gene Ontology annotation, biological process: meiotic recombination checkpoint signaling; reciprocal meiotic recombination. The record is from RefSeq and is a predicted model, not a curated record. Gene Ontology annotation, molecular function: ATP binding; ATP hydrolysis activity. The transcript has 13 exons. NCBI's taxonomy places the organism in Eukaryota, Metazoa, Chordata, Mammalia, Rodentia, Heteromyidae. Gene Ontology annotation, cellular component: chromosome; nucleus. Bases 76 to 1374 code for a protein of 432 amino acids.